This is a messenger RNA of Tetrapisispora phaffii CBS 4417, 978 nucleotides long. It is a transcript of the gene PDP3, whose product is annotated as Pdp3p. NCBI's taxonomy places the organism in Eukaryota, Fungi, Ascomycota, Saccharomycetes, Saccharomycetales, Saccharomycetaceae. Bases 1 to 978 code for a protein of 325 amino acids. The transcript has a single exon. The record is from RefSeq and is a predicted model, not a curated record.
AUGACGAAUAAUAGCGACUUGAAGACUGGGGAUCUAGUUUUAUGUAAAGUUGGUUCGUUUCCACCGUGGCCGGCAGUAGUGUUUCCUCAAAGAUAUUUAAGGAACGACGUGUACAAGAAAAGAAAAGCUGCAAGAGUAGCUGUUUGUUUCUUCAAUGACCCAACAUAUUAUUGGGAACAGCCACAGAAAUUGAAGAGGUUGACUUCUGAAGUUAUACAUGAUUAUUUUAAAGAGAAAAAAACUAAUGCAUCUCUUCCAGAUUUAAUCGCUGCUUAUAAGGAAGCUAAGAAUUUUACAAAUUUGAAUGAUUUUAUAACGGCAAAAUUCUCUGAAGAAGGAAGGCUAGAUGAGUUAUUAGAAGAGAGUAUCCCGCAGGGCGAGGAUCCAUUUUUGAGUAAAGGUCAUCAGAGAUCAAAGAAAAAUAAUGGUAAACAAGGUGAUAGCACAGAUGGGACAUUUGAUUAUUCAAAUAAUAGUACUUCAACAAAUGAAUCCUCUAGAAAAAAAAGAAAAUUAAAAUCAGAUGAAUCUAGUGAGAAUGAAAAAAAUUUAGAUACACAAGUGAGCUCAUCAGAAAAAAAUACAAAUGCAAUAGAAACCACUAAGAAUAAAAAUUCCACAAAGAAAAAGAGAGCUAAACUAGAUAGCUCCAGAAACAUUGAAAUAUGUAUGUUAUUCCGUAGAAAGAUACAGAAGAAUUUAAUUCAAAGGGACACUGCACCUUCCAAUCAAGAAUUAGAAGAAACACAUAAUUUAUUGACUAAAAUCGAAGAAAAUCUAUAUAAUAAUCCAAAUUUCUUUGACAUCAAUGCUUUAAGACAAAGUAAGUUACAUAAAUUACUUAAAGUCAUCGUCAAUGAUAGCAAUCUAUCCGAAUUCCAUGAAGUUUCAAAAAGAAUUUUGUUAUCCUGGACAAAUACUAUUCAUCAACUGAAGUUAGAAAAAAUUGCAGAACAUAAAGAGAUUCAAGAAAUAUAA